Molecule: messenger RNA, 597 nt
Organism: Emericellopsis cladophorae
Lineage: Eukaryota; Fungi; Ascomycota; Sordariomycetes; Hypocreales; Bionectriaceae
Exons: 2
Coding region: 1-597 (198 amino acids)
Source: RefSeq, a predicted model, not a curated record
AUGUCCGGACCCUCGCAGUCAGCGCCUCAGGGCGGCGGCGAGCUUCACUCCUUGAAAUGGCUGCCACCCAAGGACGUCAAGCCCGCUCCACAAGUCAACGACUAUGCCCCAUCUUCAUCGAAACUCAGCUUCCCCACCGGGAAACUGACGAUUGUGGCCUUUCUCCGUCAUUGUGGCUGUCCUUUCGCCGAGAAGACGUUUAGAGCGCUGACGGCAGUCUCGGAUGCCCACAAAGACAUACAGUGCAUCGCCGUGUCCCACUCCUCGGAGGAGGCUACGGAGCGCUGGGUGCCCCAGGUAGGCGGCUCGUGGAAUGUAGAGGUGGUCGUGGAUGAGGACCGCGAUCUCUACGCCCAGUGGGGACUGGGACCGAGCAGUGCGUGGGCGACCAUGGGCCCCUCUGUGCUCUGGUCUGUGUACAAGCUCGGCACGGGUGAGGGGAUCUGGAACCGACCUACGCAGAGCGGCAGCCGCUGGCAAACGGGCGGUGCCUUUGCGGUCAACCGGUUUGGCAAAGUGGUAUACUCGCACGUCGACAAGUCGGCGGACGACAUGCCGAACUUCGACGAGGUGCUGGAAGCGUUGGCAAAGAACUAG